UCCGCGGCCAGUGCCGCGAGGUUGACAGAUGUAAACAAAUCCCGGCGGAGUGGAUUCAUUGAGUUCAGAAAAGUCAUUAGGUUUUUGCCAAGUCUCAACUAAACAGAGGAAAUCAAACUUACGAUCAACGAGGAGAUCCUGAACAAGAGACCCCUUGUUCGUAAGUGAGCAAAUGUUCAGUAGUCCGAAGUUGAAGGUGGUAGUCCCAUGGGUAGUAGAGGUGUUAGCCGAUCUAGUUAGGCUGGCAAGCACACUAUGGUCGACAGCCCGAUCAGCGUGGCGAGGAGGACGGCGAGAGUUGGACCAGAAAGACUUUAUUGCAGACGAGGGAUCCUGGUGGACCGUUCGUCGAGAUCCACGAUGAAUGUAUCUCCGACGUGGUUGGAAGAUGAUGUCCGGAUGGAGAUGCAGAGAAGCAGGAGAAGGCGUUGACAUGGAGGGACGCAGCCGGAGAAGUUCAACAGCAGAAUACUGGAGCAAUCCCAACGCAAACCGAUGUACAGGCAGUAGGAAAGCCCAGAUGAUCACAAACCAGGCAGUAGUCCACAUAUUUGUCGGCGUCAGGGUCUGUACCAAAGAUGGACCCUCCUAAAAGGCGCAGGAAGGAAUACAGCCAUCAAGGCACUGAAGUCAGUCAACCUGUAAAAUUUCCUCACAUUGUCUUGUUCUUGCUAGAACGAAAAAUGGGGGCCUCCCGAAAGUCCUUCCUUACCCAGCUUGCAAGAAGAAAGGGUUUUUGUGUGGAGAAUAAGUUCUGCAACACAGUGACGCAUGUUGUGUCAGAGAAUAAUACUGGAGAUGAAGUAUGGGAAUGGCUUGAAAAACAGGAUUCAGGGAAUGGAAAUGGGAAUCUCAGUACAUUAGCUCUGCUUGACAUGAGCUGGUUCGUAGAGAGCAUGAGUGCAAAUAAACCUGUAGACAUUCAAGAUAGACACAGACUGAAGGUGAAAGCAUCUUGUGCCUCAUUAAAUCCUGAUUAUACGGUGCCUGUCUAUGCCUGCCAAAGACGGACUCCUAUGCAACAUCCAAACAGAAUUUUUACGGACGCUUUAGAGAUUUUGUCUGAAAAUGCAGAAUUCUUUGAAAGUGAAGGGCGAAGCUUAGCAUUCUACAAAGCUAGCUCUGUCCUGAAAGCUCUUCCAGUCCGCCUGACCAGCACCGUUGACUUGUGUGAUCUGCCUUGUAUUGGAGAACAUUCUCAGAGAGUCAUUAAGGAGAUCCUUGAAGAUGGAGUUUCAAGUGAAGUUGAGGGAGUGCUGCAGUCUGAAAGAUAUCAGGCAAUGAAGGUAUUGACAAGUAUCUUUGGAGUAGGUGUGAAGACAGCUGAUCGUUGGUAUAGAGAAGGGAUUCGAAAUCUUGGAGAUUUAUUGUCUUCUGGGCAAAAAUUAACUAAAGAGCAGGAAGCAGGUGUAAAAUACUUCAAGGAUCUUAGCAGUCCUGUAACUGAAGAAGAGGCCAAUAGCAUCACUGAUAUUGUCAGAAAAGCAAUUGCAAGCAUCGACACAAGAGCAAAGAUGACUAUCACAGGAGGAUUCAGAAGAGGUAAACAGAGAGGACAUGACGUUGAUUUGCUCAUCACCCAUCCAGAAGAGGGCAAAGAGGCAGGACUUUUAGCUCAGAUCAUCAACAUACUGGACAGCCAGGGCUUACUACUGUACUACAAAACGAAGGAAAACACCUACACUGCACCCAGAGAACCUCCAGUUAAACCUCUGAGUACUUUGGACCGCUUUGAAAGAUGCUUUUCUAUAUUUAAACUGAACCUCCCACCAUUCAGUGGGAAUCAGGAACCUAUGAGCUUGAGCACACCGUUGGACAAGACAUGUAUAGCGACUGACUGGAAGGCAGUGCGUGUGGAUUUAGUGGUCUCUCCAUGCAGUCAGUAUGCCUAUGCUUUGUUGGGCUGGACUGGAUCUCAGCACUUUGAGAGAGAACUUCGUCGCUUUGCUGGCAAUGAAAAACAGAUGACUCUGAACAGCCAUGCCCUAUAUGAUAGAAAGCAGAAUGAAUUUCUUCCUGCAAGCACAGAAGAAGACAUUUUUGCACAUCUUGGAUUGGCAUUCAUCCCCCCUCACGAGAGAAAUGCUUGAGGAGGGGAAGAAAGUGGGCUAUCCGAGACCACCUAAUGAAGAGGGGCACUCACUUGUGUGCAUUGUGGCAUGUUUUAUAAAUAAGCAGCAGCUGCCAUCUGCCUGGCGCAGCUUAGGUGCCUGCUGUUUGUCACUAGUGCUAAUUCUCAUUUUCUGUUGAAGGUGUGAUACAGCAUGCCUUAUUUUUAAGGCCUAAAUAAAAUCAUUGCUUUUCUAUUA
Polypterus senegalus (gray bichir) is the source of this 2309-nucleotide messenger RNA. It is a transcript of the gene polm, whose product is annotated as polymerase (DNA directed), mu. Lineage: Eukaryota; Metazoa; Chordata; Cladistia; Polypteriformes; Polypteridae. The coding region runs from base 579 to 2090 and encodes 503 amino acids. Gene Ontology annotation, molecular function: DNA binding; DNA-directed DNA polymerase activity. Gene Ontology annotation, cellular component: nucleus. Gene Ontology annotation, biological process: double-strand break repair via nonhomologous end joining. The transcript is spliced from 12 exons. The record is from RefSeq and is a predicted model, not a curated record.